Meyerozyma guilliermondii ATCC 6260 is the source of this 1197-nucleotide messenger RNA. RefSeq lists its product as uncharacterized. Lineage: Eukaryota; Fungi; Ascomycota; Pichiomycetes; Serinales; Debaryomycetaceae. The transcript has a single exon. Bases 1 to 1197 code for a protein of 398 amino acids. Gene Ontology annotation, cellular component: nucleolus. Gene Ontology annotation, molecular function: protein binding. The record is from RefSeq and is a predicted model, not a curated record. Gene Ontology annotation, biological process: ribosomal large subunit assembly.
AUGGUGUAUACCCCUAGGGCUGUUUUCAAGGUUCGACCAGUAACCAGGUCCAGUAAUGCUAUUGCUGGUCAUGGAUCUACCAUAUUGUGCUGUCAAUUUGCACCCAACGAUUCGGGGAGAAUGUGUACUGGUGCUGGAGAUUCCACUGCAAGAAUCUGGGACUGUAACACCCAUACUCCUUUUAAAACACUCACUGGUCAUACCAACUGGGUUCUUUGUGUUGCAUAUUCACCUUGUGGAACAAUGAUAGCCACCGGAUCCAUGGAUAAUACCAUAAGGCUAUGGGAUGCCAAGCUGGGUGCUGCGUUGGGUUCAGCUUUAUCAGGCCAUUCCAAGUGGGUUUCCAGCUUAACAUGGGAGCCACUCCACUUGGUGACCCCAGGGAACCUGCCAAGGUUGGCAUCUGGGUCCAAGGAUGGUUGUGUCAAAGUUUGGGAUACCACUCGUAGAGUAUGCUUAUUGACAUUGAGUGGCCAUACAAAUUCCGUUUCUUGUGUCAAGUGGUCAGGAUCAAACUUGAUAUACAGUGCAUCUCAUGACAAGACAAUUCGGGCAUGGGACAUAUCCGCUGGAGGUAAAUGCUUGCAAAUUUUGAAGAGCCAUGCCCAUUGGGUAAACCAUCUAGCUAUUUCCACAGACCACGCCCUCAGAAGUGGAGGUUUCGACCACACUGGAACCACCGCCAAGUUGUCACAAGCAGAGCUCAUUGCCAAGGCAAAGGAGCAGUACCAAAAAGUGGCCGUUCUCAAUGGAAGUGAGCGUGAGCGUCUCGUCACUGCAAGUGAUGAUUUCACAAUGUAUUUGUGGGAACCACUCAAAUCGUCAAAACCUGUGUGUCGUAUGACCGGACACCAGAAGCUCGUUAAUCAUGUUUCAUUUUCACCGGACGGUAGAUAUGUGGUGUCGAGUUCAUUUGAUAAUUCAAUCAAGCUCUGGGAUGGAAUUAAAGGUACAUUUAUCGGAACAUUCCGUGGCCAUGUGGCUCCUGUAUAUCAAACCGCAUGGUCUCCGGAUAGCCGUCUUCUUGUUAGCUGCUCGAAAGAUACUACAUUGAAGGUGUGGGACGUAAGAACCAGGAAACUUUCGGUAGACUUGCCUGGACAUGCUGACGAGGUGUAUGCAGUAGAUUGGAGUAUGGAUGGUAAGAGAGUUGCCUCAGGAGGCAAAGAUAAAAUGGUACGCAUAUGGUCUAGCUAG